UGACCCUAGUUGACGGCCGCCAGCAGGAGAAUCGAUUGCGAUGAACUACUUAAUAUCACACUCUUUUUAUCUCUAACUUCCUUCUGCAUGUGUCCAGCGUCUCGACAUGUCCUCCAAGAGCGUUGUGGUGACAAUAGAGAUUGGCCACAGAGCAACCGUACGACAACAGAGGACCAAUGAAGGGUUUACGCAUGACUGGGAAGUGUACGUCCAGGGUGUCAAUAAAGCACGCAUUGAUGCAUUUGUAGAAAAGAUAGUGUUUACUCUCCACAAAAGCUUUACGAAGCCAAAAAGGGUGGUGAAAAUCCCGCCAUUUAGAGUGACCGAGAAAGGCUAUGGCAGUUUUACCCUCCCAAUUGAGAUAUAUUUUAAGACAAAUCACUCAGAGGACACACGCAAAGCAAGGUUUGAGUAUGACCUAUACCUACAGAAUGUGGAUUCCCCCCCAAUUAGCAAUCACCGCAUAGAGAAGUUAACUUUCCUGAAGUUAUCAGAGGAUUUUAAGAAGAAGCUUUUACAGGGUGGAGGGAUACUCGAAGCUGGUCAAGAGGAUGGUGGAUCAGCUGACAAAAUGGCAGUAUCACGACCAUCAAGUGGGGCCAAGAUCAAGCCCCAUGCAGCUUCCCAGCCUCAACAGGAUAUUGCCAAGAAACACAAACACGAAAUCAAGAAGGAACCAAAAAUAAAGCAAGAAUCCAAAGUAUCAGACCAGUUUUCUGCUUUAUUUGGUGAGCCAAUUAAGCAAGGAGCUGACCAGAAGAAGGUCAGUAAAGACAAAUCUGUCAAAGAAAAGGAGAAGGAGAAGGAGAAGGAAAAAGAGAAGGAAAAGGAGAAAGAAAAGGAGAAGGAGAAAGCAUCGAAUAAAGUACAAGAUAAACAUAAGAGUAAGUCGUCUAGCACAAAAUCAAACAGCGAAAGUAAGAAGGAGAAACACAAAGGGGAAAAGAGCAGUUCUACGUCGUCUUCCAGUGCAGCUCCCGCAGCUACUUUAGGAGAGGGAAAGGACAAGAAGGAAAAGAGUAAAGAAAAGAGUCAUAAGGAGAAACAUAAAAAGGAUAAGGAGAAAGAGAGGGAAAAGCACAAGAAAGAUAAAGAUAGAGAGAAGGAUAGUAAGAAACAUCGUGAUAAGGAAACUUCCAAGAGGCCCGUAUCGCCUGCCUCCAAGCGUUCACUAUCUCCAGGCUCAAAGCGGUCUUUAUCACCGACAAGUAGCAUAAAGUCAGACUCAAGUGCCAAAAGAAAGAAAUAUGACCUUGAAAAUGCAAAGAUCGUUGUUGAGAAACCACCCGAGGAAAUUAAGGAGAAGAAGAAAGAGAAGAAGAAGGAGAAGAAGGAGAAACGUAGAGAAAAGGAAGAAGCAGUAGCAGCAGUGGAGAAUGAGAGAGAAAAGACUGUAGUUGAGAAAGUGAUUGUGAAGACAGAAACUAGCACUAAAAUGGCAGCUCCACCACUCAAGGAAGAGCGUAUUAGCGCCCCUGCAAAGGUAGAAGAGCGAAUGGUAGUGAAAGACAGAGGGAAGAAAGAACCGAAAGUGAAGAAGAGUGUGAAAGAGAUUGUGAAGGAGGAACCUGUGCCAAUAACGCCAGUAAUUGCCAAGGAGAAGAAGAUAAAGGAGAAGCCAGUAGUUGUAGCCGCUCCCCCUGCACCCCCAAGGUCCAGGUCUUCCUCAAAGUCAUCGUCACGAAGCCUCUCCCCGCCAGUCACUUCGUCGAGGUCGCCUUCACCUGCGUACUCCUCCAAGUCUUCCAGGUCGAGGAGUCCUCCUUCGCCAGCUUCCGUUGCUCAUGAUUCGCCCUCACGAUCAGGCUCUCUAUCCAGGUCACAGUCUCCUGUCAGAUCCAAGUCACGAUCACGCUCAAGAUCAAGUUCGGGCUCGAGAAGGUCAGUAUCCAGAACGCCAUCUGUCUCGCGGUCGAAGUCAAGGUCUCGUUCGAGGUCCUUGUCACGCUCACGUUCGCGUUCGCGUUCAAGAUCCAGGUCUAGAUCGGGAUCAAGGUCGAGGUCGAGGUCGAGGUCACGGUCAAGGUCUCAUUCUAGAUCAAGAUCAGGUUCUAGAUCUCCCUCAAGAUCAAGGUCAAGAUCAAGAUCGAGGUCAAGAUCAAGGUCGAGAUCGAGGUCGAGAUCAAGAUCAAGGUCAAGGUCAAGGUCUAGAUCUGCCUCCGGUAGUAGAUCACAGUCCAGUUCUCCAGGAAGGUCAAAAUCCUAUUCUAGGUCACCGACCAGGUCAGUCAGUAGUAGUUCAAGUGGUAGUUCUCCUUACGUAUCAGUUCCAGAAACACAACCCCCUGCUCCUGCUCCACGGGCCAAUGGUGUUGGCCGACCGGCACUUUCAGAAACGGAUGCCAGGGGAGCCCGCAAUCCUCUGAGCAUAAUGAUGACGGAAGUUAGUAGCUCUUCCAGUGAGAGUGAGGAACGAGGAAGUGCUGAAGCUAAAGUUUUGCCCAAAGCAGCAAACAGAUCACCUGCUGAGGUAGCAACUCGCCCUGCUCACACACCUUCGCAGCAUUCCACAGGGACGACACCUCGGCAGAGUGCCAAAGAAGUGGUUGAUUCCAGUGACGAUGAGAGAACAACCGUUGUUAAAGACCCUUCCCGGACAAGUGGCAAGAGAGAAACUAUAUCACGUAAGGUUAUGCAACGAGAAAAAAAGAAAAGGCGCUCUCAGGUUGAGAAUAGCCCGAACCCGGUAAAUCUACCGUUAACCACCCCUGUCGAUUCCAAGCCCUUGAAAGAAGAAAUAAAAUCUGAAGACGUGAAACCUGUCAAGGAAGAAUUGGGCUCCAGGUUGUCUCCAGAAUAUCUACAGGAACUUGUAGAAUUACAACAUAAAAUCAUGACAUCUUCAGAUAGACAGAAACUUCAAAAAGUGGUUGAUAUAAUAGCAGAACAUAGCAGUUUCCAGUUAACUCAGGCACAUUUCAACUUUGACCUGUGUGCUCUUGAUGCUCAAGUUGUGAGGCAGCUCCAGGGAUGUUUUUCAUAGUAGUAAGCCAACAACCUCACACACAAAUGGCGACUUGAAUCCAUGGGUUCUGUCAUAUUAGUUCAAAGAAUUUCCUUUCAUGUGGGGACUGCUCUGGUUCUCGGCAUUUUAAUUCUAGGGUCGGCCUCAAAUCUUGUAUUUUAUAGGACAUGCAGCCUUUAGGAUCAGGAGUACUUGUGGCUUUGAGUUUUUCCUAUUCUAUUGUUAGCUCUCAAUUCUGAAAUUUCAUGCAGCUGUGAUUACUGAUGAGAGUAAUAAUACAAAAUGCAUUUUAGUGAUGCAACUUAUAGUGGAUAAAGAUGUGCAGAGAGCUGGACUAUAUAUUUAUGAUCUCAGUUUAUAAGAUUUCACAUCUGAUCUACAUCUUUUUUUGUAAGUUAGGCCAUUAUAUAUAUUUAUCUGCCAUGAUAUGAAUCAUUAUUCAUCAUGACGGUAUGAUCUGCCAUACUAGUGUUACCCACAGACUAGUGUGAUUGUGCUGUUUAUGCAGCAUGUUACUUACCUGAUGUACAGAUAUUUAUGUCAUCUGCAUUGUUACCUACUUGUUUUACCUCCAAUAGCUGUGCACACCAAAUGGGUUGCUUUUUAAGUGACUUCGCUAGCAUUUUUCUCUCUAUGCAUAUGUGCAAUCAAAGUAAUGAUCAUCAGAACCAGUCUUUUAUGCAAGAAAAAUCUCAGAAUCUCUGUUUUUUCAUUCACCCAACUUGGGCUUCCUUUGUUAACUUAGUCCUCAUUACCCAGUUUUUUGUACAUUUGUAACAUAAUUAAGAUAUGCCACUUUAUUUUCAUUUUGUUAUAUUCAUGUUAUAUGAACCAUGGGUAUGAUGUAUUGGUGCACAUAUCUGGUUUGUGAAUGCAAUGGCUGUACAUCCAUGUCUGUAUCUGUAUGUAAAUAUGUGUGUUUGUCUAUGCAGUGUCAAGUAUGUAUGUGAUUAUAUCUUGUGCUUGAGUAUGUAAGCUAUGGUGUGUGUAUACAUUUGGCAAGAUUUGCAUACUGUGACCAAUGCCAUGUGCAUUAAUAACAUGUUAGCACACUAACUGAAACAGUGUUGUUCACUGAUCUGCCCAUGGCUCUUUACACUUUCACUGAGGCUGUGUAUACAUAAGCUAAGGUUAUUUGUAAAUCAUCAAAAGCUGUUUGUAAAAAGUAGGCUGUGUGAACAUUAUCCAAGGCUGAAAAUGCACUUCUAAAGUGAUUCAUAAUUAAAAGGUUGUCUGAGGUUAUUUGCACAACAGCUGUGAUGGCCUGAGAAGUGUGCUUGAGCUAAGUUUACAAAUACUUUUGCUAGAGGCAUAUAAACAGUAGUCUUGGCCUUGUGUAUUGUUGCCUCUGCCCUUCUCAAAAAAUAAAAGGUAUUUUCUCAGUG
Penaeus indicus is the source of this 4350-nucleotide messenger RNA. RefSeq names its product protein AF-9-like. Gene Ontology annotation, biological process: positive regulation of DNA-templated transcription. Gene Ontology annotation, cellular component: transcription elongation factor complex. The transcript has 6 exons. Gene Ontology annotation, molecular function: chromatin binding. The coding region runs from base 107 to 2983 and encodes 958 amino acids. The record is from RefSeq and is a predicted model, not a curated record. NCBI's taxonomy places the organism in Eukaryota, Metazoa, Arthropoda, Malacostraca, Decapoda, Penaeidae.